Molecule: messenger RNA, 1230 nt
Organism: Sphaeramia orbicularis (orbiculate cardinalfish)
Lineage: Eukaryota; Metazoa; Chordata; Actinopteri; Kurtiformes; Apogonidae
Gene: barhl1a
Product: BarH-like homeobox 1a
Exons: 3
Coding region: 214-969 (251 amino acids)
Biological process (GO): regulation of DNA-templated transcription
Molecular function (GO): DNA-binding transcription factor activity, RNA polymerase II-specific; DNA binding
Source: RefSeq, a predicted model, not a curated record
AGGACCCGCGGAGGAGGAGCGGACUAGACUAAACCCUGGUCCUCCGUCAGUGCUUGUUCCAGUUCGGAUCAAUGAGGAUCUGGAUCCGGAUCCGGAUCUGGUUCAGACUCGGACUGUGGUUCUCCUGGUUCUGCUGAUGUUUUAGUCCCUGUUUCUGAUGUUUCUCCUCCACAUCUGACUGACAGACUCACCUGAGUCCGGGUCCGGACGCACAUGGAGCUCUCCGGGUUCCGCAUCGACUCCCUUCUGUCCCUGAGGCCGCCCCAGGAGCUCCUCCUCCGGGCAGAGCCUCCGGAGCUCAGCCCGGGCAGCUGCAGCGGCGGCUCGGCGCCUGCCUCCCCGCGGACGGAGCCUCUUCCCCGGCGGGAGUCCGGUCCGCUGCCCGGGCACCUGCUCCAGCCCCGGACCGCCGCCUCCUCCUUCCUCAUCCGGGACAUCCUAGCGGACUGUCGGCCCUUCUCUGACCCGGGACAACCGGAGCUGGAAGCCGGGCCGAACCGGGUCGGACCGGAGGAAGAAAGUCUGAGCAGGUUGAGUUCAGACCCGGAGAACAGAGUGAGGGGUGGGGCCUCGGACCCCGCAUCCAGUCGUCUGAAGAAGCCUCGUAAAGCGCGGACGGCGUUCAGCGACGUUCAGCUGUCGAAGCUGGAGAGAAACUUCCAGAAGCACAAGUACCUGAGUGUCCAGGACCGCAUGGAGCUGGCAGCAGAACUGGACCUGAGCGACACCCAGGUCAAGACCUGGUACCAGAACCGCAGGACUAAGUGGAAGCGUCAGUCUGCUGUUGGUUUGGAACUUCUGGCUGAAGCUGGGAGGAUGAUCCUGCCCACACACUUCCUGUAUCCACCUGCCCCGCCCACUGUGGAGCCCUUCCUGUACAGAAACCACACCCCCCACCACACCUACCAUCAGGUGGCCCCACCCCUUCAGCCUUGCAUCCUGACCCACAUUCAACCUCAUCAACUCUGAGACUGGACCCACAUCUAAAGAUCAAACUGUUUAAGUACAGCUGAACCUGGAUCCAGGAUCAAGAACCCAGACCGGGAUCGGGAACCUGGACCGGGAUCACGAACCUGGACUGGGAUUGAGUACCCGGACUGGGAACCCGGACUGGGAUCAAGAACCCAGACCAGGAUCAGGGAUCUGGUCUGGGAUCUGGGACCUGGUCUGGGAUCAGGGUCUGGGAUCGGGGACCUGGUCUGGGAUCAGGUGAACUGGUACCUACAGGUG